This is a messenger RNA of Hippoglossus stenolepis (Pacific halibut), 2670 nucleotides long. It is a transcript of the gene cmtm6, whose product is annotated as CKLF-like MARVEL transmembrane domain containing 6. The transcript has 5 exons. The record is from RefSeq and is a predicted model, not a curated record. NCBI's taxonomy places the organism in Eukaryota, Metazoa, Chordata, Actinopteri, Pleuronectiformes, Pleuronectidae. Gene Ontology annotation, cellular component: membrane. The coding region runs from base 189 to 734 and encodes 181 amino acids.
GAAGUGAGGAGAGAGGAGAGAAAGUCGUUAAAUGCGGAAGUUUGAAGAAGUUUGUUUCCUCAGAAUCAUCGUGAAGAAGUUUGAAGAAGUUUGAAGAAGUUUGAAGAAGUUUGAUGAGACGCGAAGCGACGAGUGUGAACUUUGUUUCCUGAUCCAACGAACUCUCUCUGUUGUGUCUCAGCUCCAUCAUGGCGUCUGAAGUUUAUUCUGUCACGACGGCUCCGAACCCCAAAUCUUCCUGGUUCCAGGUUCCAUCGGAGCGUCUGGACAAACGCCGCUUCGUGGUCAAAGUCAUUGAAGUGAUCUUCUCCUUCGUGGCCUUCAUCCUGGAGGAGGUGGUCAGCAGCUGUAACAGCUGCUUCGCCCUCUACUUCUUUGAGUUUGUCAGCUGCACGGCGUUCCUCUUCACCCUGCUGCUUCUCGUCCUCCUCUCCACCACCCUGCACGCCAGGGUCGGCGUCGCCUGCUGGGCAAGUCUGGACUUCUGGUACACCUCCCUCAUCGCCUUCUUGUUUCUCGUCUCCUCCAUCAUUUUUGCGGCGGACAACAACGGAACGAAUCUGGAGAAAAGUGCUGUGGUGUUUGGUUUCAUGGCGAUGUCGGCGUUCUUCGUGGACCUCUUCUUCUUUUACAGAACCAGCGGAUUUCCUUUUCAGAAGCCGCAGUCCGGUGGCGGCAGCCCCGCGGGGGGGGAGCCUCAAGUGGAGACGGAGAAACUCAACGCGGCAGAAUGAGUUUUAAUGUGUGUUCAAUGCAUUCAGAGCUUAUUUUACACACUACUCCUUUUAAUGUGGCGACCGGAGCGGCAGGUGGUCGACUUGACGUUUUUCUGAAAUAAAUUCAAAUCCAGUUUUUAGUCGUUCAGAGUUGAGGAAACUUUGUUUUACAAUUGGAUCAAUCUUCCGAUAAUCAAGGACUCACAGUGCAGAGUGUGACCAGGAGGAACGACACUAAAACCAUGCAACCACUAAAUGUUCUGCUUUACAGCAAAUCGGUCAUAAAGCUGAACGUUUUUCAACUUUAGUUAAACUGUUGCUCAUUUGUAUAAAAGUCAAUAUGAAACUUUCACGUCACACAAGGAAAAAUAUUUCAAAUGAAACAUUUAGAGAAGAAAAGGUCGACUGGUUGUGUUUUUCUGAUGAUUUAGAGAAAAGACGUUUUUCAACCUGUUACCGGACGAGUUCACAGCACGCCACAAGACGUCGAUGAUAAGAAGUGUCCAGCAGAGGGAGCUGUUUGUCGUCAGGCUUCUGCAAUUCACUUAUUAAUCAAGAUCAGCCAAUCAGUUCAGUUCAAUUUUAUUUGUGUAGCAGCAAAUCAUAAUCAACAUUAUCUCAAGGCUCUUUACACAGAAGGUCAAUCUCACACACGGUGCCAUAACUGAUCAGGAAACAGGAAGUGAGUCACAUAUCACGUUUGCUGUCGCUGCUCUAACGGAAACGUUGAAAAAUGAAAUGAAGCAGCUGAAGUGACAUCGCACACACGAGGUUCUUUACGUUUCGAGCUGCUGUCGUCUAACGAACCUACGGAAGAAAAUCUGUCACUAAACUCAGAAUUUUAAAGUUUAAACUCAUUUUGAUUUGAAGUGCGUCAGAUCUGGUCUUUAUUUCUAAUUUCACCUUCGUACGUAUAAAAGUUUCUUUAUUUUAAAUGUUUAAUAUUUUUAACUUGUUAAGAGAUUUUUUUAGUCUUUUCUUCAUCUUGUUCUAACUGAUUUUUAUUGUCUUAAAAACUUUAUUCUCUUUUUAUGAAGGAAAUGUUGAUGUUUUGUCGCAAAUAUAAAUAAUUUCUAAAUAUGAAUCGAACGAGGAAUCCAGCUGUUUGUCAUUCUGUCUGAAUUUUAUCGAUUUAAACUUUAGUUGUUUGUUUUCAGUCGGAUGUUGAUGUGAAAUGUUCUGUUUCACUGGUCUGUUGAUUUCUGAGAUAAUAUUUGAGUCUGAAUUUAGUUUGAAUGAAGGAAUGAAUGUUUGAUUAAUUUAGUCUGAAUUAUCCAGAACAGAGUUUUGUUUGAAUUUUCUAUGAUCAGGUUUGUUUGUUCCAGGUGGAAAGUUUCAAAAGGAUUUGAACAUUUUGGGUGAAGGAGCCAGUGAACGACUCGAAUCAGACUAAAGUGAUUUUACACUUUAGUCACAACAAAAAAAUGUCUUUGUUCAUAUUUUAACUUUUAUGCAACUGAAACCCACCAGUGAAGUUUUAACAAGUGUUUGUCUUUGCGUUCCUUCAAGAGGUCACAGGUUUCCUCUUGUUUUUUAGUUUUAUUUAAAUUCCAGAAUUUCAGAAGACAGAAUUGAAAGUGAAAAUUAACUUUAAAUCAGACGUGUUAAGAUGAUUAAUUCAGGGUUUAAUUGAUGGAGCAGGAAAUCUGAGGUGUGACACUUAUUAUAUUGUUCAUGUUUUACCUUUGACUCUGUAUAUUUACUGGAACCAAUCAAUGACAACUGUAAAAUAAAACCUUGAAUAUACUGGAACCUUUUUAAAAAUAUUAUUUUCUAUUUCAUGUAAGUCAGACAAUCCAGAAAAGUUUUUUAUAUUUCAACAUGAUUCAUGUUCACGACCAAACCAAGUUUAUUUUGGAAGAGAGAAAAAUGUUUUUAUAAUUUAUACACAGAAAAUCUACAAUUUCUCUGAUCAGUAUUUUUUCUGUCGUGUAAUAAACAGAUUUUCAAAGAA